UUUGUACUUUCAUAUUGCUUUGUUGAUCUACAACUCAACCAGUUCAAUAGUAAUAUGGCUGAUUUUUACCGCUGAACUUUAUCUGAUGUCCUUAAUAAAAGAUGCUUUUCUUCUGAUUGUUUUGCAGCUCUUCUCACUGAAUCGUAUAAACUGCGGUGGAACGGGAGAGAUUCAAUUUUUAAAUUACACGGAUUCGGCAGACUGUGUGGAUGUGCUCCCGGAAGUGUGUGACUUUUACUUCAAGAACAUUCUAAUAGAGAACGAAGAUGGCAAUGAGCUCCACGUUCUUCCGAAGACAGAUGAUAUCGGUAAUUCCGUUAAAGUUAACUUAAGUAGAGUAGACGAGCUUGGCGAAGCCUUUGCUGUCAAUUUCACGGCAAAGAAACGUAUUACGAUAUCGAUUAAAGUGUCUGGAAAUGAGGAAAGAGCAAUGACUGAUUUGGUGGUGCCGUUUUCAAACACGACAGUUAAAGAUGGAUGGGUAAAACAGGACUAUAGGAGUCAAGAAAGCAAAGGAACUCUCACUAUACAGUACAGGCUGACAAAAUGCGAUGACAACUUCACUGGUUUAGGAUGUGAUUCCUGUGAAGAUUCCUACUUCACACCACAGUGUGACAAAUACUGCAAACCAAAACCAGGCUACUUCAAGUGUAACUCAUCCGGAGAGAAGGUCUGUGAGGGAAGGAGAAGAGGACAGAACUGUGACAGUUGCACGUCAUUUUAUUUUGGGCAUGAUUGCAAGACUAACUGUGAACCUGCAGACGAAUAUUACAUGUGCUCAGAAAGUGGACACAAGAUCUGUUUGGAUAACACAACGAGUGUUGCUAACAACUGCAGAGAAAGUAAGAAUACUAACCUUGGAAUGACCGUGGUGGUAGGGUCAGGUUCACUGAUCAUAGUUCUUGUAAUGAUCACUGGAUUCACUCUUCUGCUCAGAAGGCAGAGGAGAGGGAGGAUGGAGGAAGGCAGCAGUAGAGAAUCUGCAGCUCAUGUUCGCACGGAUGAGAGAGUUGAUUGUAAGAAGGGUCAAGCUAUUACUGACAAUAUUGAGCAUCCAAUACCAGCCUACAAAGAAGUAGAGAGAGAAGGAGCAAGGAGUAAGCAAGGAGAUGAUGAAAGUGACAAGGAUGGAUACGUUCCAAUGAAGAAUAUAAGAAAAGCUCGUCUUCUUUGUGAAUCUACAUCGGUAAGGAAUCAAGAAGGAUUGAAUCACGAAAAUGAUGAUAGAUUAAACGAUUCUAAGAGAAAUAUUCAGGAUUUAAGAUCAGUGUCUGGUAAAGCAGCAGCACUCGACAGCCAAGAAAAAGAUUUUACUGAAACUGACAAGGAUGGAUACGUUCCAAUGAAGAACAUACGAAAAUCUCGUCUCCUUUGUGAAUCUAAUUCGGUCAAAUACUAGAGAACUCAAAACAUCAUAGACGGAAUUAGCCUUGGAGAAAUAUGAAGGAUCGCCAAUAGGAUACUGGAGUAAUGAUUAAUCUGAAAUUCUCUCUUAUCUACGAAUAAAACAUAAUGAUUAAAGAUUAAAUUAGUGCUUUCGUUGAAAAAACAAUAACGCCUGAAUUUGUAUUGAAACUUGUUGCAGUUGACCAACAAACUAGAACCGUGAAUUGAUUUUAAUAUUAACUGAUUUUAAUAUAAUUGUUAAGCAACUAUUAAUGAUUUGAUUUAAUUAAGAAUUAUUGGCUUAUUGCUGAGUGCAAUGUUUCAUAAAAAUGUUUGAAAAUGUGGAAGGUUUUUCAAUAUCAAAUUGCCAAAUCUUCCUAUUAGAUAUUGUUAAUUGUUAUUAUGUUUUGUUAACAAAUAUAUUAGUUAUUAGUCAUUACUUAUUUUCUAUAACAUAUACAUGUUAUAUGUGUUUAAGUAAAAUAUUUGUCUGUGAGGGUGUUGCGUACUUUCACAUUUCAGCUUCUGGAUCAUUCGACUUACUGGAGCAGGUUGAGAUUCGAGAAAGGCUAAUUAGAAAUGUUUUUUGUUUCUGGUUAACAAACCUUUAUAGACUUUCCUCCGGCUUAACACUUGGUUAGAGUAGCUGAGUAUGAGAUACCUUGCCUAGAAUAGAAUAGAAAGUUCAUGGGCAGUGAGUCUCGUGGUGAA
Messenger RNA from Bolinopsis microptera, 2097 nucleotides. RefSeq lists its product as uncharacterized. NCBI's taxonomy places the organism in Eukaryota, Metazoa, Ctenophora, Tentaculata, Lobata, Bolinopsidae. The transcript has 2 exons. Bases 86 to 1399 code for a protein of 437 amino acids. The record is from RefSeq and is a predicted model, not a curated record.